GUACAGCUUUGAAAAUUUGUUAACCAAAUGUCCUGUUGUGAAUUCUUCGGGUUCAAAUAUAGUUUAAUAAAAAAAGUUUGUGAACCGUAUGCUGCGGCUUGUUAAAAAGUGAUCCGAAAGUCAGGUUUUAGCAAUUUACAAUCUUUUUAGAAAAAGCUUCCCAUAUAGGGUGUGGAAACAUAUUUAAGAACUCAGUAUUUGCGAUGUAUAUGAUUCGCGUAACAAAGAAAAUUCAAAGAAUUAUAAAACCGUAAUAUCCUCACGGCUACCAUAUGGACCGUUGUUUAUUGUUUAAAACACGAUCGGGAUAUUUGGUUCCUGUGUACUGAAGGUGUAUCAUAUUUCCUCGCAGUUCUAGAUGUAUACGAAGUCCAGAUUUAAAUAUUAAAACUUUGGUUGAAACAUGUCGAAAGAAGAGUUUGAAGAGUUGAACGUGUUUGGUUUUUAUCAAAAGAGACUUUCUUUGCUUUUGUUGCUUUCUACUAUACCAAGUUGUGCUUUGACAUUUCGUUUUCUCUUCACUUUAUACGAGCCAGAGUUUCAUUGCGACGUACCAUCGGCGUUAUCAGAGAAUUAUCUCAACGUAACCAAAUCCAAAUACGAAUACCUGCUAAAUUCGACGGUUCCUUGGACCACCGACGAUAAGCAAGAAUUAGUGCGAAGCGAGUGUUCCAAUUACGACGUAUCCGAUAUCGAUUUUUUAACAAACAAGAGUGGAACCGUAUGGCUCGUAAACAGAACAUUACCAUGCAAACAAUGGAGAUUCGCACAAGAUGGGGUUAGCGCUCUAACCGAAUUUAAAUUCGUAUGCGAACGCGCAUGGAUGAAGCCUUUUUCGUUUACAAUCUACGCUGUGGGAAAAAUGUGCGGUACGUUUGCAAUUGGCCCAACAUCUGACAAAUUCGGUCGUCGAGUAGUUUUCCUGGCGACCUUAGCUUCACAAUUUCUGGUAGCGUUGCUUAUGAGCUUUUCACCUACCGCUUCCAUGUAUAUGUCCAUUCUGUUUUUUACAGGAGCUACAGACGUGGUUUACUCAGCUGCAUUUUCACUAGGUAUUGAAUUUGCCUCGACAAAAAAGCGAACAUUUAUCACAUUCUGUUGUCAAAUGGGAUUUUCCCUGGGGUUUCUUGUUUUAACGUUUCUCGGUUACUUCUUCAGAGAUUGGAGAUGGUUGUUACGAGUAUUUAGCUUCUCAGGGCUUUUGUAUAUCCCUUACUAUUGGUUGAUUGACGAAUCGCCACGUUGGUUGAAGUCGAUUGGUCGUGAAGAAGAAUCUCAAAGAAUUCUGUCAAAAAUUGCCAAGUUGAACAAAACGCACAAAAUUUCUUCGCAGGAUUCAAAUGAACUGGAAACUAAACUUUUCGAUUCCCCCAAAAACGAAAAAGAGAAUGGUCUCAAAUUUUUCGAGUUGCUGAAAUUGCUUGUGAAACAACCGGUUUUGUUGAAAAGAAUACUCGUUGUCUUCUUUGCCUGGUACUGCACCAGCUUGGCAUAUUUCGUCAUUGGUUUGAACACCAACAAUUUGUCAGAAAACCGAUUUUUGAAUCUCUGUGUUUUGGGACUGCUCGAUAUUGCUGCAACUGCAGGCUAUUAUCUGAUCGCUGGUAAAGUCGGAAGAAGGAACAGCUAUGUUUAUAUGAUGCUGGUCAUCGCAUUGCUGUCUGCAAUUACACCUUUCGUAAAUCAAUGGAGCACAGUAUUGGUUGCUGUUAUGGUUUGUGUGUGCAAGUUUGCGGCAUCUCUCCUUUUUACAGUAAUCUAUGCUCACACGAACGAAUUGUUUCCAACAACGCUGCGUCAGUCUAUCAUGGGCAUGUCUGGUGUCACGGCAAGAAUCGGAUCACUAACCGCUCCGUAUAUCUUGUUUGCAGGUGACCCUAAUAAAGUUAAAACAAUAUCAAUUGCAAUCGGAGCUGUUCUAUUGGUAUCUUCAGCUUUGUACAGAUUUCUGCCAAAGACCAUCAAUGAACCGUUGCCUCAAACCAUCGACGAUGCCGUUGCAAUGGGAAGAUCCCAUGUCGCUUGCUUUAAACUUCGAAGAAGCAAAAGUAGCAGAGAUGAAGAAGCUACUAUGAGCUGAACUAUACUUCCAUUGUGUUCGUACACUAACUACUUAUAUUUAUCUUCUUGUUUUUUAUUAAAACAAAAAAUAUUCAGAAUUGUAUAACCGUCUCAUCACGAACUUAAAAGAGCGUCACUCAAAACGUCUGAAAUCUAACUCAAUAAUAUUAAAUGACCUUAAUGUAUGUGAAACCAAGGUGCCAUUGAACGAUUUAUGUGAAUACUGCUUACCACAAAACUUAACUUCAGAAUGCAUUAAUGCAACAUAUAUAUAAGUAAGCCUACAGCCUUUUGAUGGUUUACAUUUUUGAAUGAAAACACUUUUUCAUCUGGGAGUGCUCUCGCUGUAGUUAAUUCCCAAUAACUGUGGAAUUUAAAAUAAACGCCAGAACAUUGUUUUCUUCCAAUA
Molecule: messenger RNA, 2470 nt
Organism: Ciona intestinalis (vase tunicate)
Lineage: Eukaryota; Metazoa; Chordata; Ascidiacea; Phlebobranchia; Cionidae
Source: RefSeq, a predicted model, not a curated record